This is a messenger RNA of Hevea brasiliensis (rubber tree), 2310 nucleotides long. RefSeq names its product aldehyde dehydrogenase 22A1. NCBI's taxonomy places the organism in Eukaryota, Viridiplantae, Streptophyta, Magnoliopsida, Malpighiales, Euphorbiaceae. The transcript has 9 exons. Gene Ontology annotation, molecular function: oxidoreductase activity. The record is from RefSeq and is a predicted model, not a curated record. Bases 493 to 948 code for a protein of 151 amino acids.
AAUCGAAACUUUUCAGUUGGUUAUUGAAUUCAGCUGGAAAUAUCCGAUGUCCGUGGUCAGUCUAUGCAUAAGAUGUCAUCGAUGAGCAGACGGUGUGUGUGUAUGCCAGCAGCAGACGUCAGACGAGAAGGUGACCGACUAGAAAAAAAAAUAUAGAAGAAAAGAAGAAUGCGAACCAAACCAAAGCUUAGAACAGCAGAUUGUUUUCAGUUUUCUAGUGCUCCUUCCUUGUUUUCGUUUUUUAUAUUCCCCUAAACCUGCAACGGCAUUAACUCAAGAAGAAAUAAAAGAAAAAGAAAUCGCUCUCUACAUUUUCAGAUUCAAGAAUUUGAUCACUCAUUUGCUGAACUUAGGCUACUUAGCUUUGUGAAAUCCCUAGAUUUCCAGUUCUCUAAGCAUCGUAAAGUCGCGAAAUGGCGUUCUGGUGGCCUAUAAGUGUUCUCGUUUUCGCCUAUACUAUCUGCCGGUUCCUGCUGAUGCUUAUCCUUCCCAAUGUGCCAUCAAUCGACGCCGGCGCCUCCGAUGUGUUGGAUGGGAAUCAAACACAGGAGAACAGCUUCAUAUAUGCGAGUAUUUCCUAUACCUCUGAGAGGAAGGACACAGCAACAGGACCAAAAAGUCCAGUGCUAUGAACCUGCAACUGUGAAGUACUUGGGAUAUUUCCCUGCCUUGUCACCUACUGAGGUCAAGCAUCGUGUGGCACAGGCUAGAAAGGCUCAGAAAGUAUGUGCCAAGAGCAGCUUCAAGCAAAGACGCCAGUUUUUGCGGAUACUUCUAAAAAUUUCUUCGCGCGAUACUGGAAGGACUAUGGUAGACAUCUCUUUAGGAGAAAUAAUGACAACAUGUGAGAAGAUCACUUGGCUUCUAUCAGAGGGUGAGCAGUGGCUAAAGCCUGAACAUCGGUUUCAGAACAAGGAAGUUGGUCUGGGUGUUUCGGCUUCCGACUAAUUCAAGCUACACUUGCUGCUGUAGGAGAUCCUGAAAAUCUGGUUGACAUAAUUACAGGGUUUGCUGAAACUGGAGAAGCAUUUGUGGCUUCAGUUGAUAAAAUCAUAUUCGAUGGAACACCUGGUGUGGAUCAUGAGAAAUGCUGCCAAUACACUUAUACCAGUUACACUUGAGCUUGGUGGAAAAGAUGCAUUUAUUGUUUGUGAAGAUGUAGAUGGCUGCCCUUCAAUCAAGUGGGCAGAAUUGUGCUGGGGCUGAGAGAUUUUAUGUCCAUAGAGACAUCUAUUCUUCAUUUGUCGGUGAAAUUGCUAAAAUUGUAAAAUCUGUUUCGGCUGUAAGUAAUUUUUUACCAGUUUUAUAUGUAGAACAUUUUUUGCAACGUUCGAACUUCUUUUUUUUUUAGUUUUACUUGAUGAUCUUUUGACUGUUAUACUAAUACCUUAUAUUUCACAGAAAACAACAGUUUCUAUUCAGUACUAUCUACUCAAUAUCUGUCUCGGUAUGUGUGUCUCUCUGUUCUGUGUGGACACGUGCCCAUCUGUUGUCACUUUUCAUGUCAUACUCACGUAUUAGUAUUUUAACUUGCACGUGUAAGAAGAGGAAGGAAAUAAUGAAAGACGCUGCUGGACUUGAACGGGACAAAACUAUAGAACUAUUGGUAUUGGCUAUGAGUGCUACUGCAUUAAUCUAUCUCUAAUUACUCUUUUGUUUUUCUUUUGCUUAAUCUAUCUGAAAUUAAUCAGAGGAAAGCUUAUUGAUUCAUGAAUUUGUAAGGAAGAACAAUGAUAUAUGAGAAGACACUUUAGAUUAUUUAAGUUUUUCUUGUAAAUUUCAUUAUUUAGAAUUCUAUUUGGAGUUUUUAUAUAUGUGAAAUUUGAAUUGUCUAAAUAUAUUAUAAUUAGUAUUUUGUGUUUGUUCUCUUUUUUCUAUUAGGUAUAUUUUUCUAAAUGAUUUAGGCUUCAAAUAUCUGUUCUUUUGUUUUUAUUUCUUUUUACAUGGUUCCACAUAAGAGGGAAUGAAACAGAGAUUGAGUAUUGAAAAUUUUUAGGUUGGCUUCAAUGGGUUGCAGCUUAUUUAUUUAUUUAUUUACUUAUUUGUGUUGCCCUACUUAUAGCAACGCAUAAACCAGGGAACAUGAUAGUCUGUACGCUGUAGCAUGAUUUGCAUUUGAUGUAUUACAUGCCACAUGAAAGUUUUAUUUUUGAGUGGAUAUUUUCUUUACUGAUGUACAUAUGAGAGAUUUGGUCCAACAAGUGACUUAACUGCAUCAAAAUCCAUCAUUAUGUCUUCACCCUGCUUCUCUUGAUUGCCCAAUUGAGACUGGUAGUUUGUUGAAAUGAGGAAAAUAGUGAUCUUUAAUCA